Messenger RNA from Melitaea cinxia (Glanville fritillary), 3659 nucleotides. It is a transcript of the gene LeuRS, whose product is annotated as leucine--tRNA ligase, cytoplasmic. The record is from RefSeq and is a predicted model, not a curated record. The coding region runs from base 123 to 3635 and encodes 1170 amino acids. Gene Ontology annotation, biological process: leucyl-tRNA aminoacylation. Gene Ontology annotation, molecular function: leucine-tRNA ligase activity; ATP binding; aminoacyl-tRNA deacylase activity. The transcript is spliced from 12 exons. NCBI's taxonomy places the organism in Eukaryota, Metazoa, Arthropoda, Insecta, Lepidoptera, Nymphalidae.
UGAGCUGUCAAUUGCUAAUAGGAGUGACGUUUAGGAUAGGAAGUUUUAAACGUGUCUCUUUAAAUAGCCGAUAUUGAAAUAUUUUAAUAACUUGUACUGAUUCAAUUAAAAGUACAAUAGAAAUGACGAAUUCGGAUCGUAAAGGAACCUUUAAGGUUGAGUACCUACAAGAAAUUGAAAAAAAAGUGCAGGAACGAUGGGAUCGGGAAAAAAUCUUCGAAAUGGAAGCCCCGGACGAUGGAAAAAAACAUGAAAAAUUUAUGUGCACUUUUCCAUAUCCAUAUAUGAAUGGCCGUUUACACCUUGGUCACACAUUUUCUCUCUCAAAAUGUGAGUUUGCAUCAAGAUACUACAGGUUAAAAGGUAGAAAGGUUUUAUUUCCUUUUGGUUUCCAUUGCACUGGUAUGCCAAUCAAAGCAUGUGCCGAUAAGCUUAAAAGAGAAAUGGAAUUGUAUGGAUGUCCACCAGUAUUUCCUGAAGAUAAAGAAGUAGAAGUUCAAGAACAGACAGAUAUUGUUCCCAAGGAUAAGAGUAAAGGGAAAAAAAGUAAAGCAGUUGCUAAAGCCGGGGCUGCGAAGUAUCAGUGGCAGAUUAUGCAGAGCAUUGGUGUUCCUGAGGAGGAAAUUAAAGAAUUUGCUAAUGAGAGCUAUUGGCUUGAGUAUUUCCCACCGCUGGCUGUUGCUGAUUUAAAAAGAAUGGGCAUUCAUGUUGACUGGCGUAGAAAGUUUAUAACAACUGAUGCAAAUCCGUUUUAUGAUUCAUUUGUAAGAUGGCAAUUCAAUCACCUUAAAGAACGUAAAAAAAUAAUGUAUGGCAAGCGUUAUACAAUUUUCUCGCCCUUGGAUAAACAACCGUGUAUGGACCAUGAUCGAAGCACAGGGGAAGGUGCUGGUCCACAAGAAUAUACUCUUAUCAAAUUAGAGGUUUUGGAACCUCUGCCCAAAGUUUUUAAAUCUUUUAAAGGAAAAAAGGUAAAUUUUGUAGCGGCAACUCUGAGACCCGAGACAAUGUAUGGUCAAACAAACUGCUGGGUCCACCCUGAUAUAAAAUACAUUGCCUUCGAAACUGUAAACGAUGGUAUUUUUAUUUGCACCAAAAGAGCGGCAAGAAACAUGAGCUAUCAAGAUUUUACCGAAAAAGACGGAGAGUUCAAUGUACUCGAAAAUUUUAUUGGGCAAGAUCUUUUAGGCAUUGCACUUAAAUCUCCAGCUACGUGUUACGAAAAGAUAUAUUCACUGCCAAUGUUGACAAUUAAAGAAGAUAAAGGCACCGGAAUAGUUACAAGUGUAAUAUCUGACUCACCUGAUGAUUACGCAGCAUUUGUUGACUUGCAAAAGAAGCCAGCUUUCAGAGAAAAGUACGGUAUCACAGAUGAAAUGGUUCUUCCAUACAAACCGGUCCCCAUACUCGAAAUUCCGGAGUUUGGCAACCUCUCAGCUGUACAUGUGUAUGAUCAAUUAAAAAUACAGAGUCAAAACGAUAAAGACAAACUACUGCAAGCCAAAGAAAUGGUUUACUUAAAAGGUUUCUAUGACGGUGUUUUAUUGGUCGGUGAAUUCAAGGGCUCGAAGGUUCAGGAUGUUAAGAAGAAUGUGCAAAUGAAACUAAUUGAACAAAAGGGAGCCUGUAUUUAUUACGAACCUGAGAAAACGAUUAUAUCGAGGUCUGGAGACGAGUGCGUUGUUGCACUUUGUAAUCAGUGGUAUCUUGAUUAUGGUAAUGAAGAAUGGAAGGCUCAAGCGGAGAAUGCAUUGGCGCAAAUGAACACCUAUCAUGAUGAAGUUAGAAAAAAUUUCCAAGCUACCCUAAAAUGGCUGCAUGAGUAUGCCUGUUCUAGGACAUAUGGUCUUGGAACUAAAUUACCUUGGGAUCAACAAUGGGUUAUUGAAUCUCUCUCCGACUCUACUAUUUAUAACGCAUACUAUACAAUUUCCCACUUUAUACAAGGUAAUACAUUUAGGGGUAACGCUGAAAAUGAGCUAAAAAUAAAACCAGAAGAUAUGACAGAUGAAGUUUGGGACUAUGUUUUCUUUAAAAAUGCACCACUACCUAAAAAUACUAAAAUAUCUAAAGAAUCACUACAAAGAAUGAAAAAAUCAUUCCAGUUCUGGUACCCAGUUGAUCUUAGGGUCUCGGGAAAGGAUCUGAUUCAGAAUCACUUAACCUUUUAUAUUUACAACCAUUGCGCGAUUUGGCAAAAUGAAGAAGACAAAUGGCCGAAAGGGAUUCGGGCUAAUGGGCAUUUGAUGUUAAAUUCUGCAAAAAUGUCCAAGUCAGACGGAAACUUCUUAACUCUCACUGAAAGUGUGGACAAGUUUAGUGCGGACGGAAUGAGGCUUACUUUGGCUGACGCCGGUGAUUCAGUUGAAGACGCAAAUUUCGUAGAAAGCACAGCCGAUGCGGCCAUUUUGAGGCUUUAUACAUUUAUUGAAUGGGUGAAGGAAAUUAUUGCUACUAAAUCCAGCUUAAGAACUGGCGAUUACAAUUUUCACGACAAAGUUUUCGUGAGCGAGAUGAACGCGAAAAUUAAUCAAACCGAUGACAAUUACAAAAGAAUGUUAUUCAAAGAGGCUCUAAAGACUGGUUUCUUCGAGCUUCAAGCCGCUAGAGACAAAUACAGGGAACUUUGCUCAGACAACGGCAUGCAUGUAGAGCUAGUGAUGCGGUAUAUAGCGACGCAGGCGAAACUUAUGUCCCCGAUAUGUCCUCACGUUGCAGAACAUGUUUGGGAACUUUUGGAUAAUAAGGAGAGCAUUCUCCAUGAACAAUGGCCGGUAGCGGGAGAAAUAGAUGAAGUCGCAGUACAAGCCAGUAACUACUUAAUGGAAGCCGCUCACUCUUUUCGGAUUUACCUCAAGAAUCACUGUGCUGUUAAGAAACCUAAAAAAGGUGAAGUCGCCAAACAGGAGCCCAAACCUACCAAAGCAAUUAUUUGGGUAGCCAAAGAAUAUCCUAAAUGGCAACAUAUUAUAUUGAGUACUAUGGAAGAACUGAAAACGCCAUCGGGCCUGCCGGAUAACAAGACGAUAUCCGCGAAGCUGUCGUCGCUCCCCGAGCUCCAGAGGUACAUGAAGCGAGCGAUGCCGUUCGUGCAGGCGGUGCGCGAGCGCGGGCCCGGCGGCGCCGCCGCGCUGCCCUUCGACGAGGCCGCCGUGCUGCGGGACAACGCGCCCUACCUGCUGCAGACGCUGGACCUGGAGUCGAUCGAAGUGAAGUACGCGGACAGCGCGGAGGCGGGCGAGAAGACGCGCGAGGAGUGCGCGCCCGGCGCGCCGCACGUGACGUUCGCGGCGGCGCGGCGCGUGGCGCUGGCGCUCGCCAACCCCGCGCCGCGCUCCGGCCUGUUCGCCGCGGCGCUGGGGCUCGCCGACGGGGACUCGGUGGCGCAGCUCAAGGCCCGGCUCGCUAAGGAGGUCAAAGCCGUCAAGGAUUUGAGUGGUCUAAAGUUAUGGCGGUACAAUGAUCCAGUUCUCGGUCCGCGGAAAAUCCCUGUAAUCGGCGAUUACCAGACCAAGUGUUCUUUGUUGGAUAACGACUCAGUGUUUAAAGUAGAUGUCGACGCUAACAAAGUUGAGCUCGUCCAGAACGGCACUAAUGUCGACGUGGGCGUUCACCUGAUUUAUACUUACGAGUAAAUUAAUAAAUUAUUUAUAUAUUUA